Cynara cardunculus var. scolymus (artichoke) is the source of this 787-nucleotide messenger RNA. RefSeq lists its product as uncharacterized. NCBI's taxonomy places the organism in Eukaryota, Viridiplantae, Streptophyta, Magnoliopsida, Asterales, Asteraceae. The record is from RefSeq and is a predicted model, not a curated record. The coding region runs from base 26 to 499 and encodes 157 amino acids. The transcript has 4 exons.
ACUAUCACCAGACUAGAAAGAAAUCAUGGAUGAAUUCAGAGGAAAUCAUAUUCCGGCGUUUGGCAGUUGGGAUUGCAACAAUCAUCUACCGUUCACUCAAUGCUUCGAAUCAGCUCGGCAAGCCGGAUUCAUCGGUUACGGCUAUGGAUACCCUCAAGAUCGUGAUCUCUACGUCGCCGGAGAUCUCUAUGAAAACAAUGUCGUAACUCCGGCCAUGAUCGUCGUUCCUCGCCGUCGGAGGAAAGCGCCGAUGAGGGAAGAGAAGAAGGAUGCGUGGGUGAUGUGUGAUUACGAUUACGUUUAUGGAUACGGCGGAAAGGAAGAACCACCGGCGGUGACGGAGCAAACGACAACGGAGAAUGUUAGGGUUAUUAAACCAAAGGCUGUUGAUGAAGAUUUGUAUAAGAUCUCGCCGGAGCUCCUCCGUCGGACGCCGAGAAGGAAGAGCAAGAGAUGGGGGUUGUUUUCAAUGUGUAUGCAGCCAACUUGUGUGAUGUGAAUCUUUGAAAAGACAAAAAAAAAAUUAGAGAAAACAGUAGAGAGAGAUCUAUAUCUAUAUCUAUAUCUAUAUCUAUAUCUAUAUAUGUAUGUAGGUGUCAAAGAUGGUGAAAUGGCCCAUGGGUAUGUAUGGAAGAUUUCAUGAAUAGGACAAGAUUGUUGGUUGUUUUUUUUUUGUAUGUGGGUUGUAAUCCAUUUUUGUAUCAAGAUUUCAAGAAAUGAGUUUCUGGGCCAUCAUUGUCUUUACCCUUGUAGUUGAACACUUGAAAUUUAUAACCUUUUUAGUGAU